Molecule: messenger RNA, 677 nt
Organism: Eruca vesicaria subsp. sativa (arugula)
Lineage: Eukaryota; Viridiplantae; Streptophyta; Magnoliopsida; Brassicales; Brassicaceae
Source: the annotation of a GenBank genome assembly
AAAAAAAAGAUCAGAAAGAAAAAUUUAAGAAGGUAAGCAAAAAUGGCGAGAAGAAGUCAAGAAGAAGAAAAGGAGAAUUUUCCUCUUAUUACAACAAAAACAGUUGAAUACUUACAACCAGUAAUGCGACGAGAGCUACUCCGAAAAUUUCCAGACAACUCUGCUUUUGGAUUUGACUACGCACAGAGCUCUCUCUGGUCUCCUCUACUGCCUCGAAACUACGCAAGCCCUUCUGAUCUAGACUCGGACACUUUCGUUUGUCGGAACCUUGAGCUCGGAGAGUUUCUAGAAAGUAAGAAGAAGAUGAAGAUCUCAACCAAAAAGAAAAAGUUAGUGAAACUAGACAUGUCUUCGAUGAAGAGCGAAGAUUCUCCUAAAGUUGGCUGCUUCGCUAUUCCCACAAAGGGAUGGGAUGGUUUGCUAAAGGUAGCUUCAAAACACUUCAAGAAAUCGAAAAAGAAGAGAGACCCAGUCCCUGAUGUCAAGCUUCUCAACUUCUGCAAGUGCUGAAAAUUAAUAUACAUACCACUCUAUGUUGUUGGUUGUUUUGCUCAUAUGUUUCAAGUCACAAUAUUUGGAUAUUUGGGUUGAUUUUGUUUUAUUCGUUUAAGUAUGGUCUUCAUGUAAACCAUUGGAGUGUUUGAUCAUACACAGUUCUAUAUGAUACACAGUUCUAU